Xenopus tropicalis (tropical clawed frog) is the source of this 2472-nucleotide messenger RNA. Its product is annotated as tctex1 domain-containing protein 2. The record is from RefSeq and is a predicted model, not a curated record. Lineage: Eukaryota; Metazoa; Chordata; Amphibia; Anura; Pipidae. The coding region runs from base 296 to 889 and encodes 197 amino acids. The transcript is spliced from 4 exons.
CCUCGUGUGCCAGAGCCCUUAUAUGCUCUCAGUAGCAAUUACAUUUACACAUUCACCUUAACUCUAGUCAUUUGGCUUUAAAAUGGGAGUUGCCAAUUGUAUGAACCAGCCCUGUACUUGUUCUUCAGAUCUCAGCCCUUGUUAUUUACACUAAGGAUCAGCAGUCAGAGCGCAAGUGCUCACUAACCCAGUAGCCUGAGCCGCUCACAUAAAUAUUUACCUGCAACCUGUCCCUCCCAACGGAACUCUGUUACCUUCACUCCUAGCAGUGAGACUGGGGAGAGGCACCCACACUAUGGCUUCCAAGCCAGAAGGGAAGAGAGCCUCGGUGGCCAGCAUGACGAACCUAGGGAAAAGAGACAGCCUGGAGAAACCCUUACAGCCCCCCCUUAGAGGGAAAGCCUCCUUGGGCAAAGUAUCCUUCAGUAACCAAUCAUCUUGGAGCUUGUCCGGGCUUCUCGCUGCUCAGAGGAUGACCAAGAAUCUGAAGGAGAAAAGAGCAUUGAAAGGAGCGAAAAAGACAGAGAUAGUGGAGCCCCAGCCUCCCUCCUUUGCCUCACACCCCUCAGAGAAGAUCCAAGUGACUGCCAUGAAACAGGUCCUGGAGAGUUAUCUCCCCGAGAGACUUGGCACGAUCACCUACAACCCUGCCAGCGCCCCAUCCCUGGUGAAGGAAGUCAGCGAAGAGGUCAAGGGCCGCGUAAAACGGGUGCUGCCCACUCGCUACAAAGCGCUGUGUGUGGUGACGCUGGGCGAACGGGGGCAGGAAGAUAUCGCAGUGGUCAGCCGCUGCCUGUGGGACUCACACUCUGACAGCUACGUGGCUCACGUCUAUGAGAAUUCAAGCCUCUUCUGUGUAGUAGCUGUGUAUGCCGUAUACUGUGAGUGACAAAAUGGCGCCUCCCAUUGUGCGACUCUGGAAAUCUGAACCUUUGGUCCUCUGGCAUUUGUAAAUGGGAACAUAUUCCCUAGCUAUAAAUAAAUAUAUAUAAUGGCAUGGUGGUACAGGUGUAGGGCAUUAAUGGGCCAGGCCACAUUAACAAUAAAGCCACCCUAAACCUCCCUUUUAAAGGAAAACUAUAACCCCCAACAUUGUGGAUCUCAAUAAAAAUAUACCACACAAAGCAGCUCAUAUCUAAACCCCAGUGAUUCAGGCUUUCCUUGUCCUUGUGUCUUUGGUCCCCCCCACCCAAGCCCCACAGCUGACAUGAAGCUGGAGUUUUACGUUAUAUCUUGCACCCAGUUUGGCCUACCCCAGUGGCAAUGAAGACUGACAGUGUAAUGCUUUUCCCACACUUGAGUGUCUGUAGCCAUAGGGCCUUGCCAAACGUUUCAGCAACUGUUUUCAAUGCUGCAACAUUGUUUUUCCUCUACCUGUUACCUAAAGAUUAGGCAAACACUAGCUGAUACUCCCUGUCAGCAUGAAUGCUUGGGGCAGGGAGUAGAUUUCCUAGGCAUUGUCUAAUGACCAAGUUGCUAACUUUGCACCUAGAGCCCAGAGCACUUCUUUUUUCAAAAAUGAACCAUCUGUGGCCCUUUGCUGGACAGCACUGUGUCUGCCCUAACCUCCCGGGUGUCCCGUGGGGCUGACUGGGCUCGGGCAUGAGUAGUACAGUGCUUGUGUUCAGCUCAAGCUACAGCUAGGGCCCCUGGAAGCAAGAAACAUGGCACCAGUACCAGAGCCAGUUUAUUUCAUUAAAACAAAAGGCACACAGGCCAGGUUAGCAACAAGUGACUGGCCAAGUGCUAUUAGCGACCAUGGCAAUACUGCACAUCUCAGUGCCCACCCUGCACGCCUUCCCCCAGCUGCUUGGUCCACAUGUCAUAUGGCCACCACCAGACCUGGACUGGUAAAUGCCAGAGGGGCUGCUGUAAGAUGCCAUAGUCACUAUUUAUUGGGCUGGUGGGGGGCUGUUUGGGCCUCCAUUGUCUACUUAUACCCAGGCCCAACCUAUACAAGGCCCGGGCCUAGAGCGGCACAAAUUUAGGGGUGGCAUGCCACCCCACCGCAACAAAAUUUUGAAACUUUCUCUCAUACGGAGCAAUGGGGACCUCACCCCACCCCACUGCUCCCUAUGAGUGUUUAAAUGCCCACGCCUGGGCCUUGUGGGGGCGCCCAGAUUGGAAAUCUGUCCCUGCCUAUACCUAGCUUUGCCCCUUUACCCUCCCCCAGUGUUUUUCUUUACCCGUCUCUUAAAACAAUGAUCAAAGUUGCAAGCCAAUAAAUAUAUGCACCCAAAUAAUUGAUCUAUGUGGAAAUUGUUAGUUGCUUUUAAUGUGUAGUUAUCCUCAUGUAAAUUCACUGUUCUUAUUAUGUGUGUGUGUAUAUAUGUAUAUAAAACUCUGUUAUACUGAUUUUCCCCCCUAACAACGUGUCUGUGAUUAACACGCCUAAUCCAAAAUAUGAUUUUUUUCCUCACAAAUCAGACGCUUAAGCUUAUUGCGUUUUGCUUCAAUUAUAAGCACUACUCA